UUCCUGCGCAACGGUUUAGCUGUCAUGAAGGACUCUUGUAAAAUACGAUAGAAAAGAAAAUGCUUACGUUACCAGCCUCAAAAGCCAUAUCAUCAAAUCACCAGCUUCAUAAAGGGUCAGAUAAAUCGUCAAUAAACCUACCAGAAAUAAAACAAACAGUUCAGUUUACAGGUUCAACGAAAUCCGUUCCGAAGUCGGAAUCGACGAAUACUAACAGUGCCAAACGCAAAUUUACAAAGAAGGGAGAUAAAAAAGAAGAAUUUGAUCCAGAUAAAAUAGCAGCCGCAGUGAGAUAUGCACAACUUCAAGCUAUAUUUGCUGCAGACGAAGACGGGCUUGACAUUGACGAAUUUAAAGACGCCAUGAGAAAGACAGUCGGACAUAGAAUGACCGAUACCGAAAUUGAAUUCCUAUUCAUGAAAGUAGACGCAAACUGUGAUGAAAAGGUGGACUGGGAAGAAUAUGUUACAUAUAACUUAUUAGAGUAUCAAGGGAAAACGCUGAUGAUUGAGAUGAUGCGUCAGAGACCACUCCCGCAAGAAACAACUCCAAUACCUAGUAAACACCGGGAAAGUAUAGUAGCUGUUAAAUUCUAUCCCUCGAUUCAGAAAAAGGCAGGUAAAAACUUCUUAGAUCACACAAACGGUAAAUAUGUAACCCUUAGCAAAGAAGGAUUGAUGUCGACAUGGAAUAUGAACAUGAAACAUAUAGAAAGUUACCAUGUUAUAACUGAUGUCGCAGAUCGAGCAACACACCCCUGGAUGGUUGAUAUGGCAUGCAUGUAUAAUGUUGGUAUGAUUGCAUUAUCCUCAACGGACCGUGACAUUACUUUAUAUGACAUACAUGGUAAUAAUUUUUUGAAGCGUUACUACCUAACAGGACUAGACGACUGCAUUACAUGUAUGGACUACUGGGUAAAUUUACAAGAUCUAAAUCAUGCAAUUUUUGCUUUUGGAGACACGUCUGGGAGUGUCACCGUUUUUGUGUUCGACCAAUGUGUCACUGGAGGUCUUUUUGGGUGUUUUGGUGCUAAACGGAAUUCAUGCAAACAGAUAAGUGUACCAGAAAUUAUAAGAGGUUUCUUUAAAGGAGCUAAAGGAUAUAGAUUUAACAGAUUACAUUCGGACUGGGUAUUACAGGUUAAAUAUAUUCCAGAGUUGUCUUCCAUAGUGUCUUGCUGUCAAACCACAGAAACAUCUUUGUGUGUGUUCGAGUUUGAAAAGAAAAGAACAAAUCAGUCUGUUUUUAAAAUUAACAAAGGAAUUCUUUGUUUCGACUAUUGUCCGGAAAACAACAUACUGGUCACGGGAGGUAUGGAUUAUUGGGUUAGAGUAUGGAACCCGUAUGUAUGUAGCAAAGCAAUAUCCGUUCUAAAGGGGCACACAAAACCGAUCAGUCACGUAAUUAUAAACUCUCGUAGAAAUCAGACGAUAAGCAUUGAUAAAGCAAAAAACAUACGUGUGUACGACUUAAAAGACCAAGCAUGUCUCCAGCAAGUCGGUGGCAGAGUUGUCAAACUCGGAAAAUAUUCUUUGUCUGCAGCAUACUUUAACCCUGUUUUACAGACUCUAAUCAUAGCCACAAAUCAGCUUGCCAUGCUAGAGAAAACGGACGAAGAAGUACAAGUAGCAGAGAUACGAUCACAUAACAAACCAGUUGUAACAGCAAUUUACAACAAGACAUUCAGGUUUAUUGUAAGCGCAUGUCAAGAUUCUGUUAUUAGCGUUUGGGAUUUACACAGCGGAGAGAAAGUCAUACAGACGGUAAACGCACACUCGCGUGCAGAAAGAGGAUUUGAAGUUCCAGUAGAGAUAACAACAAUGACGUUUGAUGGACCACAAAGACGUGUCAUCACCGGUGCAAGAGACGGAAGUGUCAAGGUGUGGAACUUUAAUAAUGGAAAUUGUCUACAAACAUUCAUUACACCCGAGAAUAUGGAAGUAAGCGGAGUAGUCAGCGUUAAUCAUCGAAUUAUUGUAGCUGGAUGGUCAAGACAAGUACACAUUUUUCUUGAUGGUGGAGAUGAAGAAUAUAGAAAAGACUGGAAACAAAAGCAUAACGAAGACAUUUUGUGCAUGGCACAUCUGAGUCCAAACAUCAUCGCUACAGGUUCAUAUGAUGGCGACAUUAUCGUUUGGUCACGAGACACAGGACAAGUUUAUUGCACUUUAAAUGCUAGCAAAGGCACACAACCAAUCGGUGAAAACAAAACAAAGCGCUUUGAAAUUCGUCCAGAGCCAGCUUUGAAUGAGAUCCAAGAAGAAGAUGAUGAAAUUUCAUUAGAUAUACUGAAUACAUUUGGAUCCGUUGCAAACGAAGAAAUGAUGAAAAUGAAAACUAGAAAGUUAAGUUUUUUGAAACAAAAUAAGGACAUUUUGAGUAGAGUGAAAGAAAACGUACUGCUUAAAGAAAACAAGUGGUCCCGGAAGUUGAAUCGUGUGGAUGAAACACAGGUAGAUCACCCGUUACUCCCAUUAUUUCACAGUCAAUCGCCAGUAUCCGAAGAGGGAAACAAAAACCAGCCAAGCAGACGAGAGGAGUAUGACGAACUGUGCAAACUCUAUGAGUCAGCGAUCGAAUGCAUUCUGUUCUUGGAAUCGCGUGAUCGAGAAAACGGAGAAACAGCAAUCAUGAUGACAAGCGGUGCUGAAGGUUGGGUUCGUGCUUGGUCAAUUCAUCACCAGGGCGGACUUUUAGGUCAGUUUAAUGCUUCUCACAAAGUUGGUGAAAGUGUGCAUACAAUGAGUACAGAUGUAAACAACAAAUUGUUGUUCACUGCAGAUAGCUGUGGUUAUGUAAAAAUUUGGGAUAUAACAGAAUACUGUACGAAAUCAGUCUUAUCAGCGUCACAGAGAGCCAGUCGAUGGAAUUAUCUCAAUGAGACCUUCACAUAUGUUAGACUUAUGUAUUGUUCUGAGGAACCACCAGUAAGUCUUGUUACGGCGGAAAAGAGACCACCCAAUAUUGCUACUAGACCACCGCCAUCGUCAACGCUGCCAAAAAUUACUUUGAAAUGGCCUUUCUUGGUAAAUUCAUUUCGUGCUCACACCAAAAUAAUUAACAAGAUUGAGUAUGUUGAAGAAGUCAAACUUCUUAUCACUGCUAGCAGUGAUUGCGCAAUUCGAGUUUGGACUUUGAAUGGAUGCUACAUCGGUACAUUCGGUGAGCCUUGGCAGUCAAUCCCUACGGUCUUAAAACGUGUACCAACAGCAAGGAUUCGCAUCCCUUCAGAUUUACAUCGUAUCGGUUCAUCCAGUACUCUGAAGGUCCUUAACCAAGGGCGUUCGGGUUUAUGGACGCAAGCAAUUGAUGCAGCUGUGAUGCUUUCUCGAACGAAGUCUGCGGAGGAGGAAGAAGAGGACGAAUUUGAAAUGGUGACUGACGAUUUGGUUUCUGACACACUUGAUAAGAGCGACCAACACGAAAAGCCGAGAUCAGCUCAUUCAGGUCGAACAAAAGCUAAAAAGUGUGGUGGAAGUGAGAUACUAGGAAAAACUUACAAGAAAACAAUGAGACACAGAAUGCUUCCAACCAUGGAUAAGUUUGUUCAAAUUAACUCUUCGAUUUCUGUCUUCCGAUGUUUACCAUACUCUGAUCUUAACCUGGACAUGGACGCAGAACAAAUGAAGGUUUUGGAAGACAUAAGAGCAAAGUAUUAUAGUGGAACGGUUCUAAGUAAAAUGAAAGGAGAAUCUCGAAAACAGGAGAAAGGACCUGCAUUGAUUGGACUAUUCAAUAAAAUAACCAACAAACCCCCGUUGCCAAAGGGUAAAAAUCAAAUGGGUAGAAUUAAGCGAGCACAAAACAAGAUUCAGAAGAAACCAGAUUCCCUCUUUGCUGAUUUAAAAGUUAAAGAAUCACCCCAUGAGACGGACCUCAUCGAUAAAAUAUUGGCGGAGGGCACAAAAUAGCAAAAAAGAGCAUCAUAUUCAAUCUACGGAUCGUUUACACGGACAAGUGCACAAUGGCACAGCAUAGCUGUAUUAUUGCGCUACCACAGACAAUGGAUAUACACAGACCAUAACGACACAAGUGCGAUGUUUCACACAACGGAUAGUGGACAACUACAAUGUGUAUAGACAGGCUUUUUAUGAACAAUUUUUUAAAAUGCUUGAAUUUCUCCCAAUUUCAUGCCUAUAUAUAUUUUGUGGCUACAUGUUUCUAGACAUUGUGUACAAGAAAAAGGGUUCUUCUCUCGGCGUUUACCAGUACUUUAAAAUAGUGCGAUUUGGCCGAAAUUCGUGUAUAAAAGGAAACACUCCAACAUGUGUAAUUGUGUUGCUGUCAAAUUGACAUUUACUAACAUGUUUUAUUCGUGAAAAAAAUUUAGUACUAGAA
Mytilus trossulus (common blue mussel) is the source of this 4338-nucleotide messenger RNA. Its product is annotated as WD repeat-containing protein on Y chromosome-like. The transcript has 2 exons. The record is from RefSeq and is a predicted model, not a curated record. Bases 60 to 3911 code for a protein of 1283 amino acids. Gene Ontology annotation, molecular function: calcium ion binding; protein binding. NCBI's taxonomy places the organism in Eukaryota, Metazoa, Mollusca, Bivalvia, Mytilida, Mytilidae.